UGCGAAAGCAUCGUCUUCCCUAAUUUUCCCUCAAAGCUCUGUUUCUUCUGCUUUGUAAAGUGAGCAGUGAGCACUACUGAAAUGCUGAGAAGACAACCCAGCAAGAUCGAGGUCAAAAUCGAAGACAAGGAAGAACUCGAACAGACUCGCAAACGCGCCGCCGCAACCACCACCACCACCGACGCGACCUCUGCCGCCGCCUCCCUCCUUCAUAACAUCAACCGCAACAAAGAUCAGACCUCCAAAGCCCAGCGCCUUGGCAUCUCCUCUUGAAACAAUCGAAAUGGAGGUGGAGGUGAAGCUUCGCCUUCCUGAUACCGUUUCUCAUGGUCAGGUAUCAACCCUUCUUUCGCCAUUCCAUGUUAAGACCCAUCGUCAAGAGAAUUUCUUCUUUGACGGCUUGUCCGAUGAGCUCUCGGCUCGGCGAGCGGUUCUCCGUAUCCGAUUCUACGACGGGGAUGCUCGUUGUGUGAUCUGUCUUAAAGCCAGAGCGGUUCUGGUUGACGGCGUUAGUCGAGUCGAGGAAGACGAAGAGGAAUUGGAGCCGUCUGUUGGCCGGGCCUGCGUGGAGGAUCCACAUAGGUUGAAAGAAGUGGAGUCUAGGAUUAUGAGAAGGGUUAAAGAUGAAUUUGGGGAUUCUGGAUUUGUGGGGUUAGGAGGGUUUAGGAAUGUGAGGGAUGUGUUUGAAUGGAAUGGAUUGAAGUUGGAACUGGAUGAGACUGGUUUUGAAUUUGGGACUUUGUAUGAGAUUGAGUGCGAAAGCAAUGAUCCAGAUGCAGCCAAGAAAAUGCUCGAGGACCUACUGAAGGAGAAUGGAAUUGCGUACUCGUACUCUGAAGCUUCAAAGUUUGCGAUUUUUCGAUCUGGGAAGCUGCCAUAGUAGAGAGAUAUCGAUCAUGUGGCUUCCAAGGGAACCAUGAGUUGAGAGAUCUUGGCGGCCAAGCAAAUGGAGAGACAGAACCAAGAAGGCACCAUUGUUUUCUUCAUCAAGUCUCUAAAAGUACAUUCUGCUGUUUCACUAUUUAUCAGUAUUGCACAUUGGAAAACACCAUAUACUGACUAUUGAUAUGCUGAUAUUUCUAAUAAGCUUUUCUGCACUGCCUGUGGAUGAAA
This is a messenger RNA of Benincasa hispida (wax gourd), 1113 nucleotides long. RefSeq names its product adenylate cyclase. NCBI's taxonomy places the organism in Eukaryota, Viridiplantae, Streptophyta, Magnoliopsida, Cucurbitales, Cucurbitaceae. The record is from RefSeq and is a predicted model, not a curated record.